Trypanosoma theileri is the source of this 1767-nucleotide messenger RNA. RefSeq lists its product as uncharacterized. NCBI's taxonomy places the organism in Eukaryota, Euglenozoa, Kinetoplastea, Trypanosomatida, Trypanosomatidae. The transcript has a single exon. Bases 1 to 1767 code for a protein of 588 amino acids. The record is from RefSeq and is a predicted model, not a curated record.
AUGUCUUCCACUGCUGUUGGUGGGAAAAUUGAAUUUACUCCUCAUCGCGAAAUAGCCCAUGUUCGUCAGGAUUUGUCUGUGACGAAAGAAAUUUUGGCCAUUGUAAAAGAUGAAAAUGAGCGCCUUCGUUCUCUUGCUGAGGAGCGAACAUUAGAAAUUACGCGAUUGGGUGAGGAAUUAGAAGAAUCAAGGCGUGUAUUUCUAGAUCAAAAACGUUUACUGGAGUCGGAGAACGCCCGACUUAAAACUAACUUGGCUUCUAUCGAGGAGGAACUUGCAGAGUCUCUUGCGGAGCGUAAACGUCUUUCAGAUCUUAUUCAUGGUGUAAAAGGACAAGUAGAUGGGAGACUGACUAAAUUAAUUGAAGAACUUCAACAGAAAGACGAGUCAAUUCAUAGAUUAGAAUAUCAGAAUAGAGAGUAUGAGCGUGAUAUUGAAAGGCUUAACCGUGUGGUAAAAUCAGAGGAUGCUUUGGCUUCUGAGUUGGAAGCUAUACAAGGAAAGUACUCUGCCGCAUCAUCUGAGGUCUUAAUUCUUCAGGAGCAGGUGGAUCGGUAUCAGCAUGAAUUAUCCUCACUUCGUGAAAAAACUCAGCAGUUGUCUGAUAGUGGAAUUGGUGACGGCUCACAAGUUAGUCGUUUGCGGGAAGUUCUUUCCUUAUUUCCUCUGUAUCGACAAUGGCUUUCCGAUGUUGAUGUUUCGCUGAGGGGAAUUGAGGAUCAAUUAGAAAUCUCCUUGAACAAUAGUAUUGAUUCCCUUGCACUUGUGACAAAUCCGGGGGUUCCUUAUAAACCUCCAAGUUUGGAGAGGCAAAGAUUAGCCAUAAUGAAAAAGUUUGAGCGAGACCAAAAAAAGAAUGAACUAGUUAUGUAUCCUGAAGUUUGCGACUCAUAUGAAGAGUCUCUGGCUUUUUCUGUGCAUGCAAUUCGAAAUACAUGGGACUCUUCAAGGCACUCUCUUGAAAAGGUUGGAUUAUUGUCAAAACAGCUUUUAGAAACAAUGGAAGAGGUUCUACGGGUUUCUGGGGAUUUACAUGCCAAAACGCUGUCUCCACAGCAACCAGUUGAAUUGGAAAUUUCAAAAAAAAGUUCUGUUGAAUGUGAUCAAUUUGCUCUUGUUGAAUCUGUAAAGCAAGAUUUUCAGUUUCAGUUACGUUCUCGUGAAGAGGAAUUACGUAGAAAAGAUACUGAGAUAGCGAAUUUAAAGUCAUUAGUUUCUGUUUUAGAAGGUCAGAAAGAAGUACUUAAUAGUGAACUUUUAAAGGCCAAAGAAGAUUCACUAAAUACUUCCAUUGGUAGUGCAGCCAAAAUAUCGGAACUAGAAUGUAGAUUACGAGAAACUAUUAGGUCAUCUGAGGAAGUUUCUGCAAGAACUCUAACUGCAGUACAGCUAGAGCACGAAAAGGAGCAAAGAGAUAUUAGUGAGACCAAUUUAAAAUUAAAGAAUGCGCUUGAGAUUGAAACUACAAAAGUAGAUGGUAUGAAAAAAGUGCUUCUUGAAAGUAAACGACGACGAAAUAUCCUGGUGGAGGAAAAUGCUACUAUUCGAAAGCAAUUACAGAGUUCGGAGGAACUUGUGAAUUCACUGAAAGUGGAGUUACUCAGUGCCAAACGAACUAUUGAGUUGCUUCAGGCUGAGCUUCACUUUGCUGAAUCACGUGAACGGAGGUCAUCACCCACGUCUUCAAGAACGUUUCAUAUGUUUAAAAAGGUGAUUCAGCGUGAUCCUACCAAUACGAAGACCAUGUUUUUGUCUAAACCUUUAUGA